AUGAAGACGGAGGUUUUUUGUCUGCUAAUCUGUCUCGGCGCCGUUACCUCCUUAUCGAGGAAACAAGAGGCAGCCGAGCAAAGCCGUAGGAAAGUAGCGUCGCCGGGGUUACAAAAGAAGCCGGCUGCACCGCAGGAGCAAGAAGAAUACGAUGAAGACGAAUUUCAGGAACAAUGUCCUGAAGCCAACGGUUACUUUCCAGAUCUAGAACAGUGCGAUAAGUAUUAUGACUGUAGGGACGGUAAACACACCGAGAAACUAUGCCCGGACGGUCUGGUAUUCAAUGACUUUAGUCCUCAACACGAAAAAUGCGAUCUCCCCUUCGGAAUUGACUGCUCGAAGAGACCAAAACUACAGAAACCACGGCCAUCGCCUCACUGUCCCCGAAUGCACGGUUAUUUCGCCCACGAGGAUCCCCGGAUAUGCAGCACGUUCUAUUACUGCGUCGAAGGGAAGUUUAACAUGAUCACUUGUCCAGACGGUCUGGUCUUCUCUGAGAAGACAGGCAUUUGCAAUUGGCCGGACGAGGCGCAAAAGAAGGGUUGCGGCUCCAGAGAACUAUUCAAUUUCACCUGUCCAAAAGUGGACGACUCGGUCGCCGCGACGCAUCCUCGGUAUCCAGACACCGAGGACUGUCAAUACUUUUAUGUCUGCGUGAACGGCGAGAUACCUAGGAGAAGCGGUUGCAAAUUGGGACAAGCUUUCGAUGAACGCACUGGGAAGUGUGACUGGGCCAGAAAGAUACCUGAAUGCAAAGACUGGUACAAAGGUCAAUUGACCGACGAGGAAUUGGAUGCAUUGGAGAAUCCACCACCGAGACGGAAACCGAGCGGUGGUCCGAGCAGAAGAAAAGGCGUGAAACCAACAUAG
Messenger RNA from Dufourea novaeangliae, 870 nucleotides. RefSeq names its product probable chitinase 3 (gene Cpap3-b). The transcript has 4 exons. Bases 1 to 870 code for a protein of 289 amino acids. NCBI's taxonomy places the organism in Eukaryota, Metazoa, Arthropoda, Insecta, Hymenoptera, Halictidae. The record is from RefSeq and is a predicted model, not a curated record. Gene Ontology annotation, cellular component: extracellular region. Gene Ontology annotation, molecular function: chitin binding.